Otolemur garnettii (small-eared galago) is the source of this 1639-nucleotide messenger RNA. RefSeq names its product glycoprotein M6B (gene GPM6B). Gene Ontology annotation, molecular function: structural constituent of myelin sheath. The transcript is spliced from 8 exons. Bases 177 to 1082 code for a protein of 301 amino acids. Lineage: Eukaryota; Metazoa; Chordata; Mammalia; Primates; Galagidae. The record is from RefSeq and is a predicted model, not a curated record. Gene Ontology annotation, cellular component: plasma membrane; myelin sheath. Gene Ontology annotation, biological process: central nervous system myelination; axon development.
CUUUUGCAUCUUGGAAGGGACUGUGAUCUACUGUAGUGCAGAACAGAGCCUCUCAAUCAGGCGGGUGUGAAUAGGAGACGGAGGGGAGUCCAAAAGAAAAGGAAGAGGAGGGGAAAAAGUGUGUGUUGGGGGGAGCAGGGGGCAAAGCAUUUUUGGUGGAUGGUGUGAAGCCAGCCAUGGAAACUGCAGCCGAGGAAAAUACUGAACAAAGCCACGAGAGAAAAGUGAACAGCAGAGCUGAAAUGGAAAUUGGCAGGUACCACUGGAUGUACCCAGGCUCAAAGAACCACCAGUACCAUCCCGUGCCAACCCUGGGGGACAGGGCUAGCCCCUUGAGCGGUCCAGGCUGCUUCGAAUGCUGCAUCAAGUGUCUGGGAGGAGUCCCCUAUGCCUCCCUGGUGGCCACCAUCCUCUGCUUCUCUGGAGUCGCCUUGUUCUGUGGCUGUGGGCAUGUGGCUCUCGCAGGAACUGUGGCGAUUCUGGAACAACAUUUCUCCACCAACACCAGUGACCAUGCCUUGCUGAGUGAGGUGAUCCAACUGAUGCAGUAUGUCAUCUACGGAAUUGCAUCCUUCUUCUUCCUGUAUGGGAUCAUUCUGCUGGCAGAAGGCUUUUACACCACAAGUGCAGUGAAAGAACUGCAUGGUGAGUUUAAGACAACCGCCUGCGGCCGCUGCAUCAGUGGAAUGUUUGUCUUCCUCACCUAUGUGCUUGGAGUGGCCUGGCUGGGCGUGUUUGGCUUCUCGGCAGUGCCUGUGUUUAUGUUCUACAACAUAUGGUCAACUUGUGAAGUCAUCAAGUCACCCCAGACCAACGGGACCACAGGUGUGGAACAGAUCUGCGUGGAUAUCCGGCAAUAUGGUAUCAUUCCUUGGAAUGCUUUCCCAGGAAAAAUAUGUGGCUCUGCCCUAGAGAACAUCUGCAACACGAAUGAGUUCUACAUGUCCUAUCACCUGUUCAUUGUGGCCUGUGCAGGAGCUGGUGCCACCGUCAUUGCCCUGCUGAUCUACAUGAUGGCUACUACAUAUAACUAUGCGGUUUUGAAGUUUAAGAGUCGGGAAGAUUGCUGCACUAAAUUCUAAAUUGCAUAAGGCCAAUAAGGAGCUUUAGAGAGUUAUGCUCUGUAGCAUGAAAUGUAACUGACACUCCAGACUAAAGCAGUCUAGGUUGCCGCAGUUCUGUUACAGUAAUUUGUAAAUAGCUUUAUUUAGUAAACUCAUUUUGCAUGGUAGAUUAAUAAGAUGACUUACUGUACAUGAAUUACAAAAUAAUGAGAUCUGGCUAUUUCCACAUUUUGAAAAGGAUUCAGUUAUUUACUGACAUUGGUGAGCAUCCUUUCAAAAGGAAUUCUCUUGAACUUAAUACUUCAUUUAGAGAUACUGCUCAAAUUUAACACUUUGGAAUACCCACAUUUUCCGUUAUUUGUUUGGUAACAAAUGUCAAUAAUGAUAAUGAAAGCAAGUGCUGAAGAUGAAAUGGAAGAGAAUCAGUUUAAUCUGGAUUUUGCUUUGUCAGAUUCUUUCUGGAAAAUGUUACAAAUACGAUUUACAUUUAAUUUUUUUCUGAUCACACAGUUUACUACCAAAUGCCCCUCAACUAAGCCAGAUGAAAAUUUGAAGAAAAAGAAAGGUCACCAGUU